AUGAAAUUAGUAUUUUAUUUGUGUUUCUAUUUGGUAUUAACUUAGGAGAAUAGGAUAAAAAAGAAAGUAGAUAUUUUAAUUGAUGAUAUACUAAAGAGUAUGAGCCUAGCAGAAAAAAUUGGCUAAACCGCUUAAGUUGAUUUUAUAUAUUUGAAUGAUGCUUAAGGGAAAACAUAAUAUCAUAAGAUAAAGGAAUGGAAUCUGGGAUCUUUGCUAGUGGGAGGAAAUGGAUGUCCAGACGAUGAAAGUAAUAUUACUUCAAUGGGAUCUUGUAUUAAUGCCAACAAUUCAUAAUGGAAAAAAGUAGCUGAUUUGGCAUUAGCUUAAGGAAUUUCUGUAAUAGUGAAUAUAAGUGAAGAAAAAUCAACUACAGUCAUUAUAAAACCAUUGCUUGGUACAGAUGCUAUACGUGGUAAUCAACAUUCUGUUGGGGAAAUAUUAUUUCCUCAUAACAUUGGUCUAGCAGCAUCGAACAAUGUUGAAAACUUUAAGAAUUCAGCGAAAUGGAUGAGAGAUAGUGUGAUUGAAAGUGGAUUUAAUUUUGUAUUUUCACCCACAGUGGCAGUAUCACAUAAUCCAUAAUGGGGAAGAUUUUAUGAAACUUUGGGAGAAAACACAGAUAAAGUAAAAUAAUUUUCUAAAGCAUUUGUUAAAGAAGCCUAAAAUAUCGAAUUAGAAACAGAACAUAUACAUGGAGUUUUAACAUCAGUCAAACAUUUUAUAGGAGAUGGAGCUACAAUAAAUGGAUAUGAAGAAGGAGACUCAAUUGUAGAUCAGCAAUUUAUGGAUGUCUUCAUUUAGAAUAAUAUAAAAGGAUAUGAAGGAGCUAUAGAAGCAUAAACUGGCAACAUAAUGGUCAGCUAUGAUGCAAUCAAUGGUGUGGCUAUGAGUGUACAUCCAUUUGUUAAUAGUAUAUUAAAAGCAUCAGAAAGAGAAGGUGGAUUAGGAUUUGAAGGAUUUGUUAUUAGUGAUUAUAAUUCAGUAAUCAAAAGUGCUUCAUUUGAUUUGCCAAGAGAAUCUUAAAAAAUUCCGUUAGACAAAGCUUAUGCUGACUCAUUUAAUGUUGGAGUAGAUAUGUAAAUGAUUUCUGAAAAUGUUGAAGACUAUUAGACCUUAAUUGAGAAAUUGGUCAAUGAAACUGAUCAGGAUAAACCAAAAAUAGACGUAAAAAGAUUAGACGAUGCUGUUAGGAGAAUAUUAGCAAUCAAAGAUAAAAUGGGAUUGAUUGAAUAUAACGAAGUAAUUGUAAAAAAGUAUAAUUUAUAAGAAAGAAAAAAAUUAGAAAUAGUAAAGGACAAAGAAUAGGAAUAUUAAGAUGCUUUGUAAGCAGCUCUUUAAUCAUUAGUUUUAUUAAAAAAUUAAGUAAAUACACUUCCUGUGAACAAAAAUUCAAUUGAAAACAUUAUUUUAUUGGGAGAUAGAUAUAUCCAUAUAGGAAAUGGAUAAUAUAAAAUAUUUUCAGAUUUCGAUAACAUAGGUGCUCAAAAUGGCGGAUGGACAAUUAGAUGGUAAGGAUAUAAUGGUAAUGAUUACUGGUCUGGAGAUUUGAAAAAUAAAUCCAAAGCCUCAUCAAUCUUAGAUGCUAUAAAAAAAAGAUUCUAAGAUACUUAAAUUUAUUAUUCAAAAUAUUCGGAUCCAACUAAUUUAGAUGCUAUUCUUGAAGAUAGAAAUAACUUCAGAAAUUUGUUAAUUGCGAAUCAAGACUAAUUUUCUUAAGCAAACACUAUAGUCAUUCAUGUAUUAGCAGAAAAUCCUUAUGCUGAGUAUAUGGGUGAUAUUAAUUGUAAGUAUUGUUAAACAAAAGAUAAAAAAGGUUGCUUAUACAAUUAGCAUGAUAAUCUAUACUAAACUGAAUCAUAAGCUACAAGAUUAGAAAUUAAAACAGGUACAUAUGAAAAAUAAGUAUCAUUAUCUAAAAUUUUUAGUUAAUUAACAAUAUACUUAAAGGUUAAAGUAGAGUAAUUACUGUUUUAUUAAGUGGAAGACCAAUGCUAAUAGAGGAUCCAUUAUCUUUUAGUGAUGCUUUUAUAGCAGCUUGGCUUCCAGGUACUACAGGUGGUGAAGCUAUUGUAAAGUCGAUUUUUGGUGAAUAUGGAUUUGGAGGAACAAAUAACUCCUUCAAUAAAUUACCAUCCCCUUGGAUUUCUACUUUAGAUUCUAUUAAAGAUUAUCCAAAGUAUGAUUCUGCUACUACACCUAAAAUUGAAGAUCCUAGAUUUAAUACAGGAUUUGGACUUGAAACAACUUCAAUUAAUUAUUCAAUUUUAGAAUGA
This is a messenger RNA of Paramecium pentaurelia, 2273 nucleotides long. NCBI's taxonomy places the organism in Eukaryota, Ciliophora, Oligohymenophorea, Peniculida, Parameciidae. The record is from the annotation of a GenBank genome assembly.